AUAUCCUGGUGUAAUACGCAUAUAUGCUUGUCUCUACAGUUGUCAUCGUAAGAAAAAUAUUGUGACAUGGAGAAUAUAUUUCAUGAAAAGCAAGAAGGAUUUUUGUGCGCGCAACAUUGUUUGAAUGCUCUUUUACAAGGUUCCUAUUUUACCGCGGUAGAUCUUGCUAAUUUUGGUCAUCAAAUGGACGAGGCAGAACGUCUUAGAAUGGCCGAGUCAGGUAUCGAUAGUGAGGAUUACAAACUUUUCCUAGAGCAACCGUCCGAAAAUAUGGACGAUAGUGGAUAUUUUUCGGUUCAAGUCAUUAGCAGUGCUUUAAAAGGAGUUUGGGGUUUGGAGUUGAUUCCUUACAACAGCACUGAACCUGUCGCAUUAUCAGCACAAAAUGAUCCUUCGCAGAUGAAAGCUUAUAUCUGUAAUUACAAAGGGCAUUGGUUAACGAUACGAAAGAUUGGAACACAAUGGUUCAAUUUGAAUUCGAUGCUCAACGGUCCAGAACUUAUAUCAGACACAUAUCUAGCAAUGUAUUUGGCACAAUUGUUACAAGGAGGUUAUUCAAUUUUCAUUGUCAUCGGUAACCUUCCACAAUGUCCUGCGGAUGAAAUAUUAAUGAAGAAUCCAAUAAAAAUGCCAUGUUCAAUUCCAAGAACGAAGGAAAGUGUUAAAGAAGAAAAACCUAUGACCACAGGAUAUCGCUUGGGUACCAAAGAAGAAGAUGAUGUUAUGAAGGCAGUUCGUGCAUUAGAAGGAAUAAAAGUUCCCUCUUCUUACAAUACUCCAAAAUUUGUGAAUUCAUCCUCGGACUAUAAAAAAGAUAAUUUACCUAAACAAGAGAUAUCUAAUGAAAAACCACGUGAACGAAUAAUUCCUAUAAGGAUAGAAGGUAAAGAAGAUUUAGAUGAAGAAAAUGAUGAGGAAUUGCAAAAAGCAUUACGCUUAAGUUUGCAAGAUAAUGAAGAUGAUACAGAUAAAAAUGUAAAUUUAAGAUUUGAGUCUCAUGCUGAUAAUAAGAUAUCACCGUCAACAGAACUUGAUGAUAUAGAUCAAGAUGACGAAUUAAGAAAAGCUGUACAAUUAAGUCUUGAAUGUGUAACAGCUCCACCAACACCUGAUUUAGAAGAUUUGCGUUGGCGCCGAUUAAGUCAUUUUGGUGUAUAUUCUAAAACAUCAAAUAACGAAACUUCUCCAAAAUUAAAUUCUUAACAA
Messenger RNA from Polistes dominula (European paper wasp), 1206 nucleotides. RefSeq names its product ataxin-3 homolog. Gene Ontology annotation, molecular function: cysteine-type deubiquitinase activity. NCBI's taxonomy places the organism in Eukaryota, Metazoa, Arthropoda, Insecta, Hymenoptera, Vespidae. Gene Ontology annotation, biological process: protein deubiquitination. Gene Ontology annotation, cellular component: nucleus. The record is from RefSeq and is a predicted model, not a curated record.